Messenger RNA from Acytostelium subglobosum LB1, 1251 nucleotides. RefSeq lists its product as hypothetical. Gene Ontology annotation, molecular function: Hsp70 protein binding; ATP binding. Gene Ontology annotation, biological process: protein refolding; response to heat. Lineage: Eukaryota; Evosea; Eumycetozoa; Acytosteliales; Acytosteliaceae. Gene Ontology annotation, cellular component: cytosol; cytoplasm. The transcript is spliced from 4 exons. The annotation marks the transcript as partial. The record is from RefSeq and is a predicted model, not a curated record.
GAAACAGAAUACUACAAAAGAUUGGGUGUUGAACCAACAUGUACUCCAGAGGAGUUGAAGAAAGCAUACAGGAAGAUGGCUAUUAAAUAUCAUCCAGACAAGAAUCAAGGUAACAAAGAGGCUGAGGAGAAGUUCAAAGAAAUAAGUGAAGCCUAUGAUAUCUUGAGUGAUCCAGACAAGAGGAAGAUGUAUGAUCAGUACGGUACCCAAGGUGUGAGGGAGGGUGGAUUCGCACAACAUUCUGCAGAGGACAUCUUCUCCCAGUUCUUCAAUAUGGGAGGUUUCCAGAACAUGGGCGACGAUGAAGCUGCAGAGUUUGGAGGCUUCAGUGGUUUCUCAAACUUGUUUGGUAACAAGAGAGCUAGAGCAGCCAAGGGUGAGGACAUUGUACAUGAGUCAAAUAGAACUCUGGAGGAGCUGUACAAUGGAAAGUUGGUCAAGUUAUCAAUCAACAGAGACACUGUAUGCAGAACUUGUAGUGGUUCUGGUAGCAACAAGCCAGGUGUUACAUCGACAUGUCCGAAAUGUAAAGGUAAAAAGGUGAUCUAUGUAACUCAACAGCGAGGACCAAUGAUGACACAGUCCCAAGCAAAGUGUCCAGAAUGUCAUGGCACUGGUGACAAGAUUGCAGAGGCAGACAAGUGUAAGACCUGUCAUGGAAAGAAGUUGGAGGUCACACAAAAGAUUGUACAGGUACAAGUAGAGAAGGGAUCAAGAGAUGGACAAAAGAUAGUGCUGGAGGGACAAGGUUCUGAAAUGCCUGGAGCAGCAGCUGGUGAUGUUAUAAUAGUGAUUAGAGAGAAACCUCAUCAUCUGUUCACAAGGAGAGGUGACGAUUUGAUGAUGAAGAAGUCGAUAAAGCUUUUGGACUCUUUGGUGGGUGCUUCAUUCCUUGUUCCCUCAAUCAGCGGCAAGAAGCUUUGGGUCAACAUCAAGAAGGGAGAGUGCAUCAAGCCUGGAGAGAUCCGUGCCAUUGUCGGUGAGGGAAUGCCACACUACAAACGGGACACGCACAAGGGUAACCUCAUCAUUGAGUUUGAUGUGGAAUACCCUAGUCAUCUCUCAGAUGAAGCCAUUCACAAAUUGGAAAGCGUACUGCCCAAGUCAUCAACUCCCACGGCCAACAAGAGUGAGUGCAAAGAGGUGUCCCUGAACAAGGUUAAACCAAUGCACCAUUCAGGAGGUGCCUAUGACGAGGACUUUGAUAGAGGUCAAAUACCUCCAGGUGUCAAUCCAGCAAACUGUCAACAA